CCCCUGUACCAGCCCGAGGCCUCCUCUCCGCAGGUAUGGACCUGUCUGCCAAUCAGGACGAGGAGACCGACCAGGAGACCUUCCAGCUGGAGAUUGACCGCGACACCAAAAAGUGUGCCUUCCGUACCCACACGGGCAAGUACUGGACGCUGACAGCCACCGGGGGCGUGCAGUCCACCGCCUCCACCAAGAAUGCCAGCUGCUACUUCGACAUCGAGUGGCGUGACCGGCGCAUCACACUGCGGGCGUCCAAUGGCAAGUUUGUGACCUCCAAGAAGAAUGGGCAGCUGGCCGCCUCGGUGGAGACAGCAGGGGACUCAGAGCUCUUCCUCAUGAAGCUCAUCAACCGCCCCAUCAUCGUGUUCCGCGGGGAGCACGGCUUCAUCGGCUGCCGCAAGGUCACGGGCACCCUGGAUGCCAACCGCUCCAGCUAUGACGUCUUCCAGCUGGAGUUCAACGAUGGCGCCUACAACAUCAAAGACUCCACAGGCAAAUACUGGACGGUGGGUAGUGACUCCGCGGUCACCAGCAGCGGCGACGCUCCUGUGGACUUCUUCUUCGAGUUCUGCGACUACAACAAGGUGGCCAUCAAGGUGGGCGGGCGCUACCUGAAGGGCGACCACGCAGGGGUCCUGAAGGCCUCGGCAGAGACCGUGGACCCCGCCUCGCUCUGGGAGUACUAGGGCCUGCCCGCCCUUCCCCACCCCUGCCCAUGAGGCGGCUUCUCCCAACCCUCCCUGCUAACCCCUUCUCCUCCAGGUGGGCUCCGGGGCGGGAGGCAAACCCCCUUGCCUUUCAAACUGGAAACCCCAGAGAAAACGGUGCCCCCACCUGUCACCCCUAUGACUCCCCACUCUCCCCUCCGCCCGGGUUCCCUACUCCCCUCGGGUCAGCGGCUGCGGCCUGGCCCUGGGAGGCAUUUCAGAUGCCCCUGCCCUCUUGUCUGCCACAGGGCGUCUGGCACCUCUUUCUUCUGACCUCAGACAGCUCUGAGCCUUAUUUCUCUGGAAGCGGCUAAAGGGUGGUUGGGAGCUGGGAGCCCUGGGCGUGUAGUUUAACUGGAAUCUCCUUCCCCUCCCCGGCCACCUCCUCCCAACCCCCUAGGAGCUGGGCACGUGUCCCAAGCCUGUCAGUGGCUCUCCCUGAUGCACUGUCGUGAAACCCCUGCUUGGGAAGGGAAGCCGUCGGGUGGGCUAGGACUGACCCUUGGUGUUUUUUUGGGUGGUGGCUGGAAACAGCCCCUCUCCCACGUGGCAGAGGCUCAGCCUGGCUCCCUGCCCCGGAGUGGCAGGGCGUGACGGCCACAGGGUCUGCCCGCUGCACGUUCUGCCAGGGUGGUGGAGGGGGAGGGUAGGGGUGUGGGGGCCGUCUUCCUCCCCUCUUUUUCCUUUCACCCUAGCCUGACUGGAAGCAGAAAAUGACCAAAUCAGUAUUUUUUUAAAUGAAAUAUUAUUGCUGGAGGCGUCCCAGGCAGGCCUGGCUAUAGUAGUGAGUGAUCUGGGGGGGGUCUCAGCACCCUCCCCAGGGGGUGCAUCUCAGCACCCUCUUUCCGUCCUUCCUGUCCAGCCCCAGCCUCAGGCAUGGGCUGUGGACGCCUGGGCCAGAGCCCCCGCUGUGAUAGGUGCUCCCUGGGCCUCCUGGGUGGAUGAAGCCAGGUGUCGCCCCCUCGGGGAGCCCUGGGGUGAGCCGCCGGGGACCCCUGCUGCCAGCCUCCCCCCUCCCGACAUGCAUCUCACUCUGGGUGUCUUGGUCUUUUAUUUUUUGUAAGUGUCAUUUGUAUAACUCUAAACGCCCAUGAUAGUAGCUUCAAACUGGAAAUAGCGAAAUAAAAUAACUCAGUCUGCAGCCCCA
Piliocolobus tephrosceles (Ugandan red Colobus) is the source of this 1851-nucleotide messenger RNA. RefSeq names its product fascin actin-bundling protein 1 (gene FSCN1). The record is from RefSeq and is a predicted model, not a curated record. Gene Ontology annotation, biological process: establishment or maintenance of cell polarity; cell migration; actin filament bundle assembly. Gene Ontology annotation, molecular function: protein-macromolecule adaptor activity; actin filament binding. Bases 36 to 683 code for a protein of 215 amino acids. Lineage: Eukaryota; Metazoa; Chordata; Mammalia; Primates; Cercopithecidae. The transcript has 4 exons. Gene Ontology annotation, cellular component: cell projection membrane; cytoplasm; growth cone.